GGUCCACUCGGAGUGAUCUCCUGUCCAGCUUCCUUUGCAAGUAGCUGAAAUGGCGAUCCAUUGUCCCUCGCUCCUCAUCCUGGUCUGCCUGUUUGGGUCUCUUGCAGGGGAAGAUCUUGACACGAAGGCAUUCAUAUUCCCAGUGAGUUCAAACACAGCCGCUGUGUUUCUGAAUGCUUCGCUCCAGCGACCUUUGACCGAUGUCACCGUCUGCCUGGGAAUCUACACGCUCCUGGACCGUGGCCACAGCCUCUUCUCUUAUGUCACCAAGAUGAAAGACAAUGAACUCCUGCUCUUUAAGCCCAAAGCCAACCAAUACAGCCUUUAUGUGGGGGGCACAUCAGUAACUUUCAGCAUUCCAGAAAAACAGACUUCCAGACCGAAAUGGGAGCACAUCUGUAUGAGCUGGGAGUCUUCCACGGGGCUAGUGGAGCUCUGGUUAGAUGGGCAACCUUUCCCCCGCAUGGGCAUGAAGAAAGGUUACUCCAUAAGUCCAGAGGCAUCUAUAGUUCUGGGACAAGAGCAGGAUUCCUUUAGAGGUGGCUUUGAUAUCAAGCAGUCCUUUAUAGGGGAGCUCAUGGAUGUGUACAUGUGGGACCGGGUGCUGUCUCCCGAUGAAGUGGACCUUGUCCACAAGGGUGGCACCCUUUCCGACUAUCUCAUCAACUGGAGAUCACUAUGUUAUGAAAUUCAAGGGUAUGUUGUAAUUAAGCCUUUCCUGAAGUCGCUCUACAGAACUUGGGAGCCUUAAAUGAAGCAAUUGUUUAAAAGAAAUGGAAAUGUCUUUAAAAUAUUUAGAUGUUCAACGCGGUGGUUCAAUAGAUAGUGGUAAUAGUGUUGAUCUCAACUCUUUUCAGCCUCCUCACAAUUUCCAUGAAAAUCACACGUGUGCCUUUUCCUACAGUGCUCUCCUUCCAAUAAAACAUUGCAUUGUACUCACGUUGACUCUCCUAACAUGGUAAAGAGUUCCAACUGGAACAGUCAACAGAGGUUUUGGAGGAGAACCUUUUUUUAUACUUCUUGCAAAAUCUGGAGUUGAGAAACUAGACCUAAGCAAAAAUGAAAUCCUCCAUCCUAUCUGUGGGCAGAUAAUUUAUUUGUGGGGAGGUCACCACAUUUCUCCGAGGGUAGGGGAAAUUUUCCAACAGUCUCUCAAGGGUGUGGCACACCCUCACCAUGAGCAAUGGCAGCAGCAUAGCUGCUUUGUGGCAACAAUAGAUAAGGAGAGGUUUAUUGUGUGGAGAAAGUGGCUACAGUCCAAUGGGGUCAUUCAAAGAUGCUAAAUGGUGAAACACCUUCUCCACACAGCACAUAAUUAAACUAUGGAAUUAUACAAUGGCAUCAUACGCUGUGUGUUCACUUUUGUAUUUCUCUUCGAAAAUUAUUGAUCAGUAAAAUGUAUAAUAUGCUCUUUUUUGUAAACAAAAAUUUAAACGCUCUUUUAAUCUAAUAACAUGUACACUUUCGUUACCCUCGUCACAGAAAUUGCUUAAUGUGCAUGUCUACUAGGAUUCUGCUGCAGCUGGGCUGUGUGUGCACCUUUGAUCUUCUGGAACCGGUACUGGAUAUGCAGAGAGAGAGAGGACAGUGGGAAAGGCAGGCACAUGUGGUGGUACUGCAGAAAGCACAAGCUUACUCAGCUCACAUGAUAUGCACAUGCACAUCAUUACCCCAUCAGCAAUGUCUGAGUGGCAUAUUCAAUACAUGAGACAGGAGCAGGAAAAGGCAGCCCUUUUCUCUUGCCUGGUGUAUGGCCAAUUUCUCGAAGAUUAUCUUGAUGUAAACGAGGAGCUUAGGAAUGGUAUGUGUAUGCCCUCUGUCCCAUGAUUAUUACCCCAAACCCCUGAUCUAUUUGGGUGCUUAUUGCUUUGCACACUGUAACUGCGAUGUAUUGGAAUCUGGAGAGUUUAAAAUGCAGGCUGUGUUGAGAAAUGCUUCGUUCUGUCUGUGUACAUAUCACUUAACAUAGCUAUUAAUGUAUCAUUUAUUUGAA
Rhineura floridana is the source of this 1993-nucleotide messenger RNA. RefSeq names its product C-reactive protein-like. Gene Ontology annotation, biological process: innate immune response. The record is from RefSeq and is a predicted model, not a curated record. The coding region runs from base 50 to 751 and encodes 233 amino acids. Gene Ontology annotation, molecular function: complement component C1q complex binding. NCBI's taxonomy places the organism in Eukaryota, Metazoa, Chordata, Lepidosauria, Squamata, Rhineuridae. The transcript is spliced from 2 exons.